Messenger RNA from Dromaius novaehollandiae (emu), 3075 nucleotides. RefSeq names its product hes related family bHLH transcription factor with YRPW motif like (gene HEYL). The record is from RefSeq and is a predicted model, not a curated record. The coding region runs from base 119 to 1099 and encodes 326 amino acids. Gene Ontology annotation, biological process: regulation of transcription by RNA polymerase II; circulatory system development; Notch signaling pathway. NCBI's taxonomy places the organism in Eukaryota, Metazoa, Chordata, Aves, Casuariiformes, Dromaiidae. The transcript has 5 exons. Gene Ontology annotation, cellular component: nucleus. Gene Ontology annotation, molecular function: protein dimerization activity; DNA-binding transcription factor activity, RNA polymerase II-specific; RNA polymerase II cis-regulatory region sequence-specific DNA binding.
GGAGCCGCGCUCCGGGGCCGGCUCGCCGCGCAGCCGGCCGAGGCGGGAGGCGGCGGGAGGCGGCGGUGACGGCCGCGCGCGGGGCCGCCUGGCCGAGCCCCCCCGGCCGCCCGCGAGGAUGAAGCGGCUGUGCGAGGAGAGCUCGUCGGACACCGAGUCGGACGGCACCAUCGACGUGGGCAGGGAGGAGGAGUACAGCCAUGUUUCCAGGUCCGUGUCUCCCACUACGACCUCUCAGAUACAAGCCAGGAAGAAGCGGAGAGGGAUCAUCGAGAAGCGGCGCCGCGACCGCAUCAACAGCAGCCUCUCCGAGCUGCGGCGCCUGGUUCCCACGGCCUUCGAGAAGCAGGGGUCUUCCAAGCUGGAGAAGGCAGAAAUCCUGCAAAUGACAGUCGAUCACUUGAAAAUGCUUCAUGCCACUGGAGGCACAGGCUUCCUAGACGCCCGAGCUCUGGCCGUGGAUUACAGGAGUAUCGGCUUCCGCGAAUGUCUCACUGAAGUUGUCAGGUACCUGGGUAUCCUCGAGGGACAAAACACUGCCGACCCCAUCCGUCUGCGACUCCUUUCCCACCUGAAUAAUUACGUGGCUGAAAUGGAGCCUUCGCCUGUGGCCACUUCCCUCCUGCCCAUCCAGACCUGGCCGUGGUCCUUCCUCCACAGUGCCGUCGGCCCCGUACAGAUGCCCAGGAGGGAGGCUGCCCCCGCGCCGGUCGUUUUGACUGCAUCCUCCCUGGUGUACCCAAGCCCCGCUGUGAGGCCGGCCCCCCUUCGCCGCGUCCCCGGUGACGUGCUGCCGUCCCGCCGAAGCUUCCUGGCCACGAGGAUGGCCUCUUCCAGCCGGAGGGCCCGAGCCGCCGGCUCGUCCACAGCCGCAGCGGCCAUGCCCAGGAUGCCGUCGCCAGCGGGCAUGGUGAGAGAGGGCUCCUCCAAGAGCAGCCAAAUUGCGACGUUCCUCUUCUCGCCAGCCUCCGCCGGCGUCCCCGUUCCACCAGCUUACACGACGCCUCCUGCCUUGGGCAUGGCCGUGCAGGGACCCGGGAUCAGGGUUGGGACAUCCAGGAUCUGCCGCUCCUGGGCUACUGAAAUCGGGGCUUUCUGAUCCUCCCCUUCCCUUUGGAGACAGAAAAUCUUCAGCGCCCGCUGCCCACAGGCCUAAGAACAAACCCAGCUGAAAAGGCAUCUUUCCUGCUUUGCACAAGUCGAGGACCCAUAAAGAAAAUUCUCUGUACUCUUUCCUCCCUUCUGGCACUGCCUUUCUUCCCUCGCCAUCACACCUCCUCCCUCUUGCCAUGCCCGCGAGCGUGAAACACCUCCAAGUCACGGCACUUGCCUGUACGCAGCUGUGCCCACGGCCCCCCCGGCUCCGAGGGCAGGGGUGCCCGCAGAGCCCAAACCCUUCCCUCCCCCAGCAAACCCCCUCCGCGGAGCCCGACGUUGCUCUUCCUCGGAAAACAUCAGCCAGCCCUGAAAUACCGUCUUAUUUCCCUGGAGACUCGGAGCUCGCAGACAGACACUGGCUCAUGCUCGUUCCCCGGGACACGUCCCCGGCUGCAGCACGUAUUUCGGUGUGGUGGGACGGACCCAGCUCGCGCCCCGCCGGGACUGCUGGCACGCGGCAGGGCAGGCCAGGGCCUCCCCGCUCCCGCCGCGAACCGGCUGCCUGCUAAUCCCCGUGCUUUACGCCGCAUUGCCAGCUUUUCCCACUUGCGUGCCCUUCAGGUGGAGCCAGGCAACAGCUUAACAGAGUUAGUUCCCAUAAGCGAGCGGAAAUCUUGCUGUGCCCGCGUCUGCGGGGCCUGCGCUGGGAUCCUGCACGGAUAACGCAAGCGGGGCAGGCCCGGGCAGAGGGCAGCUCCUCCGGCCCCUGCUCCCCACCGAGGUGCGCAAAGGCGAGUCAAGGCACGACGCGGGAUUUCAAGGGGACGUCUGUCGCGGAGGGGAAGGCUCCGAGGAAGUGAGAAGAAGAGGGGUGGCCUUCCCCUCUGUCCGUGUCCCUGCUGGAGCCGUCUCUCCUCCCUCCCCUGCCGAACAGCCACCGCAGUGAAGGAGAGGAACAGGUUGUGCCAGCCAGCGUUGGAAGUGCCUCCCUCGCUUCCUCUUAGCCCCCACCUCUCCUCCCACAGUGUCCCUGUUUUCUUUCUUCAGCACCGUGUUUUGGUCUCGCACUGCUCAUUCAUCCUCUCCCUGGGCCAGAACCAAAACCCGCUGACGUUCACCUCAGCAAGCUCUGGGUCUGCACUUGUCCCAGUUCCCGAGAGCUUUUUCCUGCCUUGACCUGAGUGUCACCAGACACCCGACACCGCAGCCACCGCUCUGCUCCCGCCAGCUGCCCUCCCAGCCGCUGCGCUUCGGGCAGGAGGGAACAGGACCCCGAAGCCCUCGAGCUGCCCGGCUCCCGCACCACCUCCCCGGCUCCCGUGGCGGGCAGGGCAGGGCUGCCCGCUGCUCGCCCUCCUCGUCGGUCCUGAGUAACCCCCGCUCCCUGGAUCUGUGCCUUUAUGGGCUGGGAUCUAUGCGCAGAGUAGUCCGGACCCAGUUGCAUGCCCACCCGAAGGAGUCUCACCCACCUCAGUAGCACUGUGACACGAAAGAGAGAAAAGUGUAGAAAGGUCGGUGGAGAGAAAGGUAAAGAAGAGGGAGAAGGUCUCUCUCGAAUGGGAGAGGAUCUCCCCACGCCUCAGGUCAAACGAGCGGCCGGUUGGUCUGUGCGGAUGAGCUGGUGGUUACGCUCCUCCAGACCGCAUCUGCCGUAUGCAUGUUAAUGUAUGUCCCUGCUAUUGUUUGGAAAGUGAGUUCUUCCCCGUCGUUUCGAUGAACGUCAUCGCUCUUAACACACAGCAAUGCCUCCGCUACUUCUCCUCACCCCGGCCCUGAAGUGUCCGAGUCGGUCAGGAACAACAUAUUCCCGUUUAAUGGAGUCAAGAGGAAGGUCCCUGCGGACUGGUUGUUCCUGAGGCUGGUCUGCGCGCUAGAGCUCACAGCAAGUAGCCUGGCCUCACUUUACACUGUGCAGAGCUGUUAGAUUCACAAGCUGUGGCAUCCAGCAAAGGUGUCAAAUAAAAUCUUUCAAACCCA